Messenger RNA from Parastagonospora nodorum SN15, 816 nucleotides. RefSeq lists its product as hypothetical. The coding region runs from base 1 to 816 and encodes 271 amino acids. The transcript has a single exon. The record is from RefSeq and is a predicted model, not a curated record. Lineage: Eukaryota; Fungi; Ascomycota; Dothideomycetes; Pleosporales; Phaeosphaeriaceae.
AUGGCAAGCCUCGACCGCGAACUCAAGCCAGAAGUAGCUAUGGAGGUUGUCAUCAGCAUGUACAAAGAGCCGGUCGGAGACGUGUGGAGUUUUAUUGCUGGACUCAAGAGUGCACCAGAGACGAGCAAAGCUUCUGUCCUAAUCUACACAAAAGACGAGGAUGCGGACAUUAAGAAUUUGAAAAUGAGGACAGGAGCGGAUGAAGUUGUCAAGCUGGCAAACAUUGGACGAGAAGGCGAAACGCACCUUCACCACAUCAACAAGCGAUGGGAUAGUCUGGCAAGGCACACCAUGUUCCUUCAAGCCGACGUCAAAUUCGACCGAGAAUUCUAUUCACGUUUAGGAAACUAUUUCGACGCCGAUCGUACGGGCUUCCUGAACCUGGGCAGAGCAGAUGUCUGCGACUGCGACACAUGUGGAGACCGCCACUUCUGGUCUGAUAAGAAAGGGCUUUUUCCACAGUACCAUAACAAGAUCUACAACUCGAGCGACUGCAACAACGUUGUGAUCAAUUAUAAGGGGUCUUUCAUGGUAUCUGCAGCUCGCGUCCGAGGGAUUAGUAAAACGAUAUACAACGAGCUUUGGCAAGCCUUCACAGAUCAGAACAGUUGGGCGCAUCAACCAGAGUUCUUACAAGGCAAAUCGGACUCUAUGAAUGCGCCUUACUUUGGAUAUACUAUGGAAAGGAUGUGGAGCCUGUUAUUUCAAUGUUCUGACAUGAACGUUGCAUGGAAAUGCCCAAGUUACAUGAGUGGUUGGAGGAUAGGUGGAGAAAUUGCUGACUGCCAAUGUUUCGACAACGACGCGCCCAGAUGA